AUGAAUACCGCGCUGUCGGUCAAAUGGUAUUGUCUGGAACAUGCAGAUCCUACCGGCCCGAUUCCUUCCAUCCGCUCAAUCUACAUUGACCGAGGCGAGUGUCUUGCCCAACCUAUUGGCGCCACAAUCAACAACGGUACUCGACCAGGCCAACUCGUUGCCAGCUCCGCCAUGGGUUUGACCAUCUUCGACUUGUUUCGCGAAAUUAUGUCGGAGAAAGAUUUGAAGUAUUUCCUCCUGAGUCACGGAAUAACGGAUCAUUUUGAUGGAAACUCGUUGGCGCUGCGUUCUAUGCUCUUGUUGAUGGAUUUAUCCGGCAUUUUGCGGCUCGAUUUGACGGAGAAAAAUGCGGAAGAAGACGCAAUCGAAGAGGUCGUAAAUGAAGACGCACAUGCGGUGCUGAUGGAAGAAGACAUCAAGCAGGAAUUCAUCUCUAAUUCAGAUGGCGAGGCGAGCAGCCACACCUUUGACUCGUCCGCAAUCUCCGACGACAUAUCAAAUGAAAACUUGCAUUCCACGACGAUAGGCAAGCUUUUCCGACAAUGCAAAGCGUCACGAUGCGGUUGCAAUACUGUGUUCCCGACGAUCAAGGAUAAAAGAGACCAUUAUAUCAAGAACGGUACGUUCCCUUGCAAGCGUUGUGAUUAUAAGGCUUGGAGCGAGAAGAAUCUUCGCGAUCAUCGCCAAACUGAGCACCGAGUCAUCGUCGAAACUCCAACUCGCUAUCCCUGUCGAUUGAGCAAGACUGGCUGCUACGAUGUCUUCCAAACCGCGCGAGAUCGAAACGAGCACGAAGAAAUGGUAAAACACUAUCAAUGCGAGCCCUGUGGCCUUCGUUUUCACAAGCUGACAGAAAGAAACGCACACCAGAAAAACGACGUUGACUGUAAAUCCUACAUCUGCCCAUUUUGCGAUAAAGUGUGGCCACUUGAACAGCGCGGCGACCGCCAAAAAAUGAAAACGCACAUGUUGAGCUGCGAGAAUCCGCGGAAUUUCGUGUGCGAUGUCUGCGGACAAGGCUACAAUACAAAGCGCCAUUUAAAAGCGCACAUGCAACUUCACACUGAAGAGGGCCAAAAGCGCCGCGAAGAGACCCACGCCAAGCUUCUAGCACAUGGUGAACUUCGGCGGAAAAAUCCAAGACGAUUUCCCUGCACGAUGUGCGAUAGAAAUUAUACUACGAAUCAAAAGCUUCGAUUUCACAUGACGAGCGCCCACGGCAUCGGAGAGAAGCUGGAAUGCCCACUCUGUCCACGAAAACUGAUGACACCGAACAACCUCUCCGGCCAUUUGAAAACCGUCCAUGGUCGCGAAAAAGUCACGAACAAAUGCUUCCUCUGCCACACGGAACAUCCCACCAAAGUAAAGGCCAUCGCGUGCGAAGUGGCGCACAGAAAGGCGCACGCAGAUGGAAAUGUCGAAGGUUUUCUUGACCCAAACGACUUUUCGUAUCCGGCAAUCAACCCCGAAACCGGCGAAAUCGAAAAUGUUCAAGUCAGUGGCAGCGAACUCGGCGAAAAUUCAGCGCUCUACUAG
Molecule: messenger RNA, 1536 nt
Organism: Oikopleura dioica
Lineage: Eukaryota; Metazoa; Chordata; Appendicularia; Copelata; Oikopleuridae
Source: the annotation of a GenBank genome assembly